AUGCCGAUCAGGUCGCCGACGGCGGCAGUGGGGCCCUGGCCGUGCUUGACGACAGUGUAUUGGAGGGUGGAGGCGGCCGCGGUAGAGAUUUCGGCGGCGACCAGCGAGCCUGCGGCGGAGGCCACGGCGGCCAGGACAACGCGGCGGGAGAAGCGUUUCGCGGGCGACGCUGGGGCGGCCGCGGGCGUGGUCAUGGAAACUGCCGGGCGUGAGCGGGACCGGGAAGCAUGGCGGGCCGCUGCCGGGAAGGGAGUCGGGACGAAGGCCAUUGCGGGCGGGACGGUAGCGGGAUGGUGGCGGGAUGGUGACGGGACAGUGGCUGGACGAUGGGUGAGGAGCUCAUGGUGCGGGGGGGGGGAGAGAGGGAAGAGGAAGGAGAUCGUGGGGAGGUGUCCAUUCGCUUAG
Molecule: messenger RNA, 405 nt
Organism: Chondrus crispus (carragheen)
Lineage: Eukaryota; Rhodophyta; Florideophyceae; Gigartinales; Gigartinaceae
Exons: 1
Coding region: 1-405 (134 amino acids)
Source: RefSeq, a predicted model, not a curated record